UCUAUAAAGAAAAAUAGAAAGCCAAGGUCGCAUAUCCUCUCUCUUUUAUUUGUCUUUUGACUCUUCUUAGAUUUAUAGGUACUAAGAAGAGAUCAGAGAUGGAACUGAUCAACUAUCAGUUUUGUCAGUAAUAAUCGGGGCUUGAAUCCGUGCACUAUAGUUAUACUUUUGACCAUCAUAGAAUUUCGCAUAGUAGUUAAAACAAAUCUGGAAUCAAGUUUAGAAAAUCUUUAAAAAGAUGAUAUUAAUAAUAUUAGUUGCUCAUUUAAAAAAAAAAAAAUAAUAACAAGAAAAAAAAAACUGAAAAUGGAACUUGUAUGGUUUCACCAUCAUCAACGCACUAAGAAAGUAUAGGACACCCACCAAGUUGUUCCACCUCUUCUUCUUGAGCGUUACAAUAACUCUCUCCAGAAAAUCGCAUCCUCUCACGCAAACCAUGCUUUUAAUUUACAAUUUACCUACACGAAAACAUAAAAGCCAUUUUCCACCUACAGAGUUGUUGAUCUUAUCAACAAACAAACAAACAAGCAAAGCAAUUAUCUCUGCAUUUCUCAAAACCAGGCUAAAAAAUUGGCUGAAGCCUCUCAAAGCUCUUUUCCUUUUAUUCCUUCAUUUAUCAACUUCUCUUUCCACAAAUUAACCUCUUCUUCUACACACACAAAUGUCAGAGGCAUCGAAGUUAGAGACUUUUCAUCCAGAAGUCUCUGAAGGGUGCUGUUCAAAGACCUCGAUGCAGAGCAUUGUUAAAGAGCUGAAACUUCAAAUGAGAAUAGGUUUACCAUUGGUGGCUAUGAACUUGCUGUGGUUUGGUAAGAUAACAAGUACAUCAGUGUUUCUUGGCCGUCAAGGCAAGCAUAACCUAGCCGGAGGCUCAUUAGGGUUUUCCUUUGCAAACGCUACUGGUUUUGCUGUUUUAUACGGAAUCUCUGCUGCAAUGGAACCCAUUUGUGGCCAAGCCUUCGGAGCCAAGAACUUUAAGCUUCUCCACAAAACACUUUUGAUGUCGGUGCUCUUGCUCCUCCUGAUCUCGAUCCCUAUCUCUCUCUUGUGGCUCAACGUUGACAAGAUCCUCAUCAGUUUUGGUCAAAAACAAGACAUCUCCUCCAUAGCCAAGAGAUACCUUAUCUACCUCCUUCCUGAUCUACCAGUCCUCUCUCUGCUUUGUCCCCUCAAGGCUUAUUUAAGCUCACAAGGCGUUACGCUCCCAAUCAUGUACACCACAGCUGCAGCCACUUCUCUUCAUAUCCCCAUCAACAUAUUCCUCUCUAGGGCAAAGGGAAUCCAAGGAGUUGCAAUGGCGGUUUGGAUCACAGAUCUUAUCGUCGUGAUUCUUCUAACGGGGUACGUGAUAGUCGCUGAGGGAUUUAAAGAUAACAAAUGGAAACAAGGUGGAUUGUUGGACCAACGUGGUCAAGACUGGCUUAAUCUGAUCAAGCUUAGUGGACCGUGUUGUCUCACUGUCUGCCUCGAGUGGUGGUGCUAUGAGAUCUUGGUUAUACUAGGCGGGAGGUUACCAAACCCUGAGGAGUCUGUAUCCACCUUGGUCAUAAUUCUAAACUUCGACUACUUGCUUUACGCGGUGAUGCUCUCUUUAGGCACGUGCGUGGCUACACGAGUGUCUAACGAGCUCGGUGCGAAUAAUCCCAAAGGAGCUUAUAGAGCAGCUUACACUACACUCGUUGUGGGUGUUGUUUCGGGUUGCGUGGGAGCUUUAGUGAUGAUAGCGUGUAGAGGUGUGUGGGGGUCUUUGUACGCUAGCCAUGACCUGAUGAUCAUAAACGGUGUGAAGAAGCUGAUGCUGAUAAUGGCCGUUUUUGAGGUUAUAAACUUCCCUUUAUUGGUGUGUGGAGAGAUUGUUCGUGCAACAGCAAAGCCGUUGCUUGGAAUGUAUGCGAAUCUUGGUGGGUUCUACCUAUUGGCUUUGCCGUUAGGGGUGAGUUUGGCGUUAAAAGCUAAACUAGGUCUUGUAGGGUUCUUGAUAGGGUUUUUGGUUGGAGCAUCAGUUUGUUUCUUGAUAUUGCUCAUGUUUAUUGCAAGGAUUGAUUGGGAGAAAGAGGCCGGUAAAGCACAGAUUCUAACUUGUGACACAGAGGGAGAACAUACUCCACAAGACUCUAAACAAGAUGGGAUCACAAUAUGAAGAAGUAUGUUGAUGUCUUAGGAUAUAAUAUGUUCAACGACGCUCAUAUAGAAUAGAAGUAUCUUAUUAGUAUUAGGAUUCAAGUUAAGAUAAGGAGUCAAUGCAGAAAAUGUGAAAGCUCCAGUGAGUUUACCAAAUUGGAGUUUAGAGCAACUGGUGCCUAUAUAUUAAGGUUUUCCAUUUGGAAAAAAAAAAAAAGACAAUGUCGACUAGAGGAGAGAAAAAGGAAACGCCCACCGUGGGGCUCGAACCCACGACCACAAGGUUAAGAGCCUUGCGCUCUACCAACUGAGCUAGACGGGCUAUUGGUAGUUAAUUAAUGUAAAGUGUAAUACUCCUUGGUUAGUUGAUCAAUCUUUACUA
Molecule: messenger RNA, 2503 nt
Organism: Brassica napus (rape)
Lineage: Eukaryota; Viridiplantae; Streptophyta; Magnoliopsida; Brassicales; Brassicaceae
Product: protein DETOXIFICATION 56-like
Exons: 1
Coding region: 662-2140 (492 amino acids)
Biological process (GO): xenobiotic detoxification by transmembrane export across the plasma membrane
Cellular component (GO): membrane
Molecular function (GO): xenobiotic transmembrane transporter activity; antiporter activity
Source: RefSeq, a predicted model, not a curated record